GAUUCAUUCCCUCCCCGAUCUUUUCUUCCUCAUCGUUCGCCUCUCAGCUUCUCCUUUACAUACUCGUUGCUUGCUUUCUGGAUCCUUUUCCUGCGCCUGACAGUAGAGCAUGCGUUGGAGGUCCGGUCGUGCAAAUUGAAUUGAUCUCGAUCUAGUGCUGCCUGUGCCUGUGCUUGUGCUUGUGCUGCUUGUGCUGGUUUCUGGCUUGACCCUCCCACCGACCCCGCCGCCAGGACGGAUCCAUGCAGACCAUGCCGCCGCGAGCCUCGCUGACCAGCUCCUUCUCUGUCACCGACGUCAACAAUGAGGUGGUGUGUCCCUUGAAGAAUAAUGAUGGCUCCAAUUGUCGGAAACGAUGCCUGGGCGAGAAGCGAUAUCGCUCCAUGCAGGAGCACAUCCGGCGAGCCCACCCCAAUCACUACAUCCCGAAGCUCCCGGCGACCGAGGAAAGCUUCAUUUUGAUGGUCACCACGCCUCCCGACCAGCGGGCCCAUCUGUCUCCUCCCAAUAAUCAGGCCCCUUCGCGGCGCCGUAAUGUCGCCGACCGGGACAUCUACGUCGCGGAUGCCAGCUCUCCGGCGACCCCGCGGGGCAUGGACGAGACUCACCCCGCCGCCGCCACCGCCGCCGUCGCAUUGGCGCAAUUACAUCACAACCGUCUCGCAUCCGACUGGGAUACCGACAUGGAAACACACUCGGAUAAUGAUCAGGAUCGCCUGCGGUCGAUUGAACUGCCGUCCCUCAGGGAGCACUUCAAGCAGGAAUCUCUGCCUCCGUUUUCGUCCCCGCGCCCUCGCGAGCUGCUCCCAUCGAUUCUGACGCACUCGCCGCCCGGUCGCUCUUCCACCCUGCCCCCUAUUCAACACCGAGACAAGCUUCCCCGUCCUCGCAAGUCGUCCAUUUCCAGAGCUCGGAAACCGAAGCAUGAACGGACGAGAUCAAAGGAAUACGCGCGACGCCCGAGCCUCGGUGAACGCAAGGCGCUGUCUGCCGAGCCCCAAACUGCGGCGUGGGCUCAAGGCAAGCGCUGGGAGGAUUUGAUCGAGGCCGCUACCUCGGCCACGGAAGCGGAUGACGAUCAUAACUCGGAGGUUGGUCGGUCACCUACGAUGCCGCCGUUGAUUUCGCACAUUACAUCGGCUCCUUCGGUCGGCAAGAACCGGUCAUCGCUCCCACCGGCCUUUCAACCCUCGCCCGGACUGCCGCCACCAACUUCGCAUCGGCCUUUUCCCCCUCACUCGUAUGCAGCAUCGCCUUUGCACAAGUCGUUGACCCCGCCACCGUUUGACAUGGCGCGCAAUCGCGACAGUGAUUUGGAGCCUUUUCCGUCCAUCGAGUCUUCGCUUGAUUCAGCCUCCUCGGCCUCGGGCAAGACGUAUGCAUUCAGUCACCUCGGGACUAACAACGAGUCAAGUCCGGUGUUGAAUAUGUAUCCCUCGUCGGCGUCGCAGCGCCAGCAUCACCGGUUUUCGAACCCGACUCCGGCUUCCUACCGCAGCAAAGAGAUUCACAUUUACUGUGCGAGUUGCAAGCGGCCGUGGGCGCUAAACGAAUGCUAUGCCUGCACGGAGUGUAUUUGCGGCGUGUGCCGGGAGUGCGUGGGGUUGUUUAUCAGUAGUCCACCGGUGUCGUUUCGCAAUGUGACAUCGAGCCCUAGCAGCGUGAUGUCGCAUGGCCCGACCAGUUACCCCAGUCCCCGGGGCUGUCCUCGGUGCCGCACGGUGGGAGGCAAGUGGAAGGCGUUUCAGCUGGAUUUCCGGUGAUCCUGGUGAUGUGUUAUGUUUUACGGAAGUUAUGAAUAAUGGCUGGGCACGAUGAGAAAUGAGUGGCGUCCGACUGUAACUGGUACAGUGUGAGGGCUGGCCCAGGAUGCGCCUGAUGACCGGAUGAUGAAAAGGACGGUGUUUGGUA
Aspergillus ibericus CBS 121593 is the source of this 1911-nucleotide messenger RNA. RefSeq names its product putative transcription factor RfeD (gene rfeD). The record is from RefSeq and is a predicted model, not a curated record. Lineage: Eukaryota; Fungi; Ascomycota; Eurotiomycetes; Eurotiales; Aspergillaceae. The transcript is spliced from 5 exons. The coding region runs from base 243 to 1763 and encodes 506 amino acids.